Messenger RNA from Exserohilum turcica Et28A, 552 nucleotides. RefSeq lists its product as uncharacterized. The transcript has 3 exons. The record is from RefSeq and is a predicted model, not a curated record. Bases 1 to 552 code for a protein of 183 amino acids. NCBI's taxonomy places the organism in Eukaryota, Fungi, Ascomycota, Dothideomycetes, Pleosporales, Pleosporaceae.
AUGCCAGAAUCAAAUACACUUUCUGUUUUGGUUGUUGUGGGUGUUGGAGGAAUGGGAUUAACUAUAGCGCGAUUGCUCAGCCGAGACAAAUUCGUGUUUCUAGUUAAUUUCAACCAGGCAAACCUAGAUACAGCUUCAGCAGCACUUCAGGCUAUGGGCCGAGAAUGCGAGACCUACAAGCUAGAUGUUUGCAAAUACAACAGCGUUGUUGAAUUCGCUGCUAGUACUGGUAAAGUAGGCCAUGUUAACGCCAUCAUUCACACCGCUGGUGUAUCGCCUGUCCAAGCAAGUGCGAAAGUCAUCUACGAAGUUGAUCUUGUUGGGAUGGCCAAUUUCUUAAGACUGAAUGGAAAAACACCGAGCCACAGCUAUACAAGAAGAACUGCUCAAACAUGCGGUCUUAGAUUCGAACCUUCAAUAAAUGAGGCAUACACAAUUACAAAGAAAGGAAAACUGCUUCGUGCACAGGCUGCUACAAGCAUGUAUGGAAGUAAAGGGGCAGGAUCAUAUGAGGCAGAUGAUCAAAGACUCGGCAGCUGGGCGAGCUGGUGA